AUGACGCGGAGGCUGCAAGAGGCGACGGAGGAAGCAAUGUACAGCGGCGGCUCAUCCGGCAGACGUGCCGUGGAGGAUGCUGGAUUCUCAGAUGAGCUCAAGGAGAAGCUCCUGAGCAAAAUCGCGGAUGCAAACUUUCGACAGGAGCAUGCAAGCGCUUUUACAGAGAGAGACCUCACUUCUACGGCCGGCGAGGGCACCAGACAUGUCGCCACCUCGGCACCAUGGACCGGCGAGGAAGCUACGGAGGAUGCAGUGCUGAGGAUGCUGGACGAUGCCAGAAAACCACUGAAACCGGAGCUCAGGGGCAAGUUCCAGCCGCCUGUCAUUGACCCCCGGGUGAAGCGGACUCCGGUGGUUCCUCCUCCGCAAAGGGCGUUGAAGGCUCGGGAUCGAGCGUCUUUCUACGCUGGCAUGGGCAUGAAGGAGGACAAAGGAUUGAGUGAGAAAGAACGAGAAGAGUUGAAGAGCUUGUUUCGAUCAAGAUUCGAACCAGUCGCGCGAGUGAUGCCAGCUACGCCAUCGGGACUUGCGGCGCUGGCCAAUGAUCAUAUCGAAAAUGCCAUUGCCAGGGGCCAAUUCAAGAAUAUCGCGCGGGGCAAAGGGGUAGAGCUUGACUUGGAACGAAGCAACCCGUACGUUGACACUACAGAGUACUUGUUGAACAGGAUCGUUCAGCGCCAAGACAUUGUGCCUCCAUGGAUCGAGAAGCAGCAGGAGCUGUCACGGGCGGCGAAUGCCCUUCGUUCGAGGCUGAGGGCUGAUUGGAAGCGUCACGCUGCGAGGAUGAUUGCCGCCAAGGGGGGCUCGCUGGAGGAGCAGAUGGCCAGAGCUGAGCAAUAUGCCGCGGCAGAGAGGGUACAUAAUCCUCGACAGGUGGCCGGGAAAGCUGCCGACGAAACGGAGCAGGAUGCAAGAGAACCCAGCGAGCAAGAUCUCGGGCCCCUGCCAAGGCCAUUCCGGGAUCCAGACUGGGAGAAGGCGGAACGUGCAUAUCUGGAGCUGUCAAUAGAGCAGCUGAACGCCAUCACGAGGAGCUAUAAUCUCAUGGCUCCGGAGCUGGCCAAGAAGCCAUACUACAAUCUCCAGCGAGAACUGGAUGCCUGUUUUGCGGAUGUCGCUCCUCUGCUUGCCAAGGAGAUCAAGGAGAGGGCUACAGGGCCGCGCGCUACGUCGAGGCUUACAUCCAAACCGUCUCCAUUUACAGGCGACGGGAUAAUAGGGAACUUGGGUGCCAAAGAUACUGUCAAGAUUCACGAUUCGAGGGCACAGCCGUAUGGGUUCAAGGAGUGGUGGAAGGAUGUGUGGAAGAAGUAG
Trichoderma citrinoviride is the source of this 1317-nucleotide messenger RNA. RefSeq lists its product as hypothetical. The coding region runs from base 1 to 1317 and encodes 438 amino acids. NCBI's taxonomy places the organism in Eukaryota, Fungi, Ascomycota, Sordariomycetes, Hypocreales, Hypocreaceae. The transcript has a single exon. The record is from RefSeq and is a predicted model, not a curated record.